Messenger RNA from Xiphophorus hellerii (green swordtail), 2618 nucleotides. RefSeq names its product protein mono-ADP-ribosyltransferase PARP11-like. The record is from RefSeq and is a predicted model, not a curated record. The coding region runs from base 331 to 1314 and encodes 327 amino acids. The transcript has 8 exons. Gene Ontology annotation, molecular function: NAD+ poly-ADP-ribosyltransferase activity. NCBI's taxonomy places the organism in Eukaryota, Metazoa, Chordata, Actinopteri, Cyprinodontiformes, Poeciliidae. Gene Ontology annotation, cellular component: nucleus.
GCGCUGACGUUUGCGUUACGUUUCCGGAAAUAAAAGUAAACAACGGUUUCCAGAAGGAAAAUGAUAUUUACUCGUCCACGUUCGUGCCGUCUCUUUGAUUUUUCAUCCUCCUUAUUCAUUAUUUAUGAAGGUAUUACAUUUCGAGAAGACAGGCCUAGUUAAAUACAAACUGAAAUCUGGCGAAACUUCCGCAGAGCUCAGAGAAAGCGGAUGCGGCAGCCGCUAAGGAGAGCUAGCUCGACAUGGCAUUUUUCUGUUUGAGUUUGUUUACAGCAUGGGAUACUCUCACGACAGUGACUUAAACACAGCCCGUCGACAUUAGAUUUAGCAAUGUUAGCCAUCAGAUCUUCAGACGAGGAGUCCACUGAGAUUGAGGAGAUGGACACCUCAGAGCCAAACUGGUGCUGGUUCUACUUGGCCGAAUGCGGAGUCUGGCACAUGUUUGAGAUUGAUCCCAGUGCAGCCUGCUCAGUGACCAGCGCUCAGAUUGAGCAGUGCUAUAACAGGAACCAGCGAGGGGUCAUGGAGUUCUACACAGCCAAAUACACCUAUAGACUGGACUUCUCGGUUAUGCGACAAAUUAACGUGACAACAGGAAAACAGAGGCCAAUUAAACGCUCCCUACACUCUACCACUGGCUUUCGGUUUAUUUGUGAUAAUCUGGCCUUGCCUGUGCCAUGUCAUUGGGAGCGAAUCAAUACAGACGAGUCCUAUCAGCUUAUCCAACUUGGUAGAGACACAUAUGAGUUUAAGGAAGUAGCCAGGCUGUACGAUAGGACGAUGGAUCAUCCAAUAAAAUCCAUCCAGAGGAUCCAGAACUUGGACUUGUGGGAGUUCUUCUGCAGGAAGAAAACACAAUUGCGAAAAGUCAAGCGAACUCUGGAUAUUGAAGAGCGAAUGCUGUUUCAUGGAACAGGACACAGCAACAUACAAGCUAUUUGUACGUUUAACUUUGACUGGCGUCUGACAGGGAGUCAUGGUGAUGUUUAUGGCAAAGGGAGCUACUUCGCCCGAGACGCCAAAUAUUCCAGUAAAUUCUGCCACACAACCGGGAAACACAACACCACCUUGCAGAGGCACGGACUCGCUCCGCCUAUAUUUGCCAACGAGCCGCCCUAUAAAACCAUGUUCCUCGCCAGAGUGCUUGUUGGCGAAUACACGGUCGGUCAUCCCAUGUACUGCAGGCCGCCCUCCAAGGAUGCUAGCUUCACCAACUUCUACGACAGCUGCGUGGACGAUAUGGCCAACCCAAAGAUAUACGUUAUAUUUGACAGCAAUCAGAUCUACCCAGAGUAUCUGAUCGAGUUCUAUUGAUGAGGAAAGAGUUAAUGAACAGAUUUGAUUUGUGGAAAUGGGAGAAGAAAAAAACCCCGUCACUUCCAGUGAGUAACUGGAGCAUUGGAUUUUUUAUUUUUUUUUUAAGUGCCUUUGGAAAUGUUUAAAAGGUGGGAAAACAAUGGCGGCAUUCUGCACACUUUGUUAAAAAGUUAAAAAUUCUUACGUGUGCUGUGUUUUGUACUAUGUGUCAUUUCGCUUGUUACACAGUGGCUUCAGUUUGGAGAUUUAAGGCAAUGUUCCAACUCUGACCCCUCGUCUUAUUUUUAAUCCACAGUGCCAUACAUAUGCCAAUUUAUUAUACCAAAAAUAUGUUGUGGCCUCAUGUGGUGUUAGUUUGUUACAACGAAGGACUGUGAGUGCCUGCAUUUGUUAGCAGUAGUUUAUAUACAGUCCUAUUGGCAUUAAUGUCAUGACAAUGUGUGGCUUUUAUGGUGAUUUAUGAUUGUUCUUUUUCCAGGGAAGGAGUGAUUUUACAACAUAUCCUUACAAAGAAUUUAAUUAAUUAAAUUAAAAAUGCAAAAAAAUGAGCAUUUUUCCUAAUUUGCAGCUCAAAAUUAUAAACAUAGACUUUGGAUUACUACCACUAUUAAGUUCUAGUUUGAUGUGAGUUUGGCUCAUCGCCAGGCUGUAUCCAAAUUUCAAGCAUUUGGCCCAAACCUCCAUUAAAAGAGCAUGGGUUAGGAUGUUAGGCUAGGAAAUCCACUUGAAGUGUCUGAGGAAAUUCUUUGUAACACUUCACCUAAAACCUUUAGCUCACCAUGAGUCAUGUUGGCAUAACAUCCAAAGCACCUUUCUUACUGUCACUGUUAUUAUUUAAGCGUGACCUUUUGACGAAUUCUUCUCAUAAUAAGCUUCUACCUCUGUUAUUUAAACCAUGCAUCAGUGCACUUUUUACCCUUUCUGUGAAAGGUUUUACUCCUAACUGUGUCACUGCGACACAAACUUGUGAUGAUAUGUUCGUCUGUAGCUCCCAAGUGUAUCUUUAGAAGUUUUGGCGACUGAACUUACAUUUUUAUUUUGUUACUAAGAGUUGUUGCGGCCUAGUUCAUGUCUGUUGGAAACCAGAUGAGCGUCACAUUAGAAAUGCAGUCCUAUAAGUGUGUGAUCAUCAACAGCUGUACCUGAGGAAAACAAGUCACCUUUGCACCUGGAGUACAUUUAUCCCGUUAAAAAUGUCGCCGGAACAUAACGUGCCUUGUGAAAGUAUCUGUACGCCUUAAACUUUUCCCCAUUGUAAUGUGUUUUAUUGGGAUUUUAUGUGAUAGAGUGUCAAAAUUUAA